ACCUCCCGUGCAAGGAGUCAGUUUGGCGUUUGCCCGCCGAAGACUUGAGUGCUAUUACCGUUUUAAACAUAAUGUUAAAUAGUUUUGACGCAAGUAGUUCGACGUCGAGAAGUGGUAAAUGUCAAGAGUUGUGUGCGAUCGCGAGAGGAACCUUUACAAACCGUUGUCUGCCUUCUUGAUCGUGUCUUCAACUAGUAUCAAUUAUUAAUAAUAAUAGUAAAUUUAAAAGGAAAAGUGUCGUCUGUAAUAAUCAUUCGUAACACAAUCAUCAUGCCCAAUAAUAGGAGACGUAAAGGAAAGUCUGACCGAGAAGCUCGUACUAACGGUUCUGUACAAACUUCUGAUGAUGAUUCCUUCAAUGAUAACGCAAGUGUAACAUCGAAUAUCUCAGAAGUGCGAAGUACCGAUGACGGUAAUGAUGAAAUGGAUGAAGUUAAUCAACAGGAAGCGUUCGAAGAGAAACUUUCGGAAGCGAUAGACGGUUUCACGCAAAAAUCUGCACAAGGAAGAUGUAAUUGUUUCGAAUUAACAUCCAAAGCUUUGGUUAAAAAGUAUAUGCCAGGUUAUAUCGUUGAUAGACGUGUAACGAUAUGCGAUGCAGUUGAAAAAUCUUUAAAACGUGGUCGAGGAGCCGAACAAACCGCCGCAGCUCGUUUGGCAACGUUAUUAUGCGUCCAAUUGGGAGCUUUGGAUGAAUGUGAAGAAGUUUGUAAAAUGUUAAAACCGAUUUUAUUACAAACUGUUAAUGAUAAAUCGAUUUUACCAAGUACAAGAAGUGAAUGUUGUAUAGCUUUAAGUUUGAUGGCUUUCCUCGCUGGCGGGGAAAUGGGUGAUGUACUUCAUUUGAUGCAACAGUUUGAAAGCAUUUUCGCUGGAAGUUAUUUAAAAGGGGACGGAACUGUAGCAAAUGUAACUGCAGAAAUUGGUUUAUUGCAUAGUGCUGCUUUAAGUGCUUGGACUUUGUUGUGUACUUUAAUGACAGCGGGGGAUAUUAAUUCGAUGAUGGGGAGUGGAGUUAACUUUUCACCAUCAAUAAGUCAACUUUCUGAAAUGUUACAAUCACCUCAUUUAGAAGUUCGAAUGUCGGCUGGUGAAGCUUUAGCGACCGUAUUUGAAAUAGGUUCCGAAUUUUCAGAAGAAUUUGGAGACGAUUACAAACCAGAUUUAAUUGAAGCUUUACACCAUUUGGCGACGGAUUCGCAUAAAUAUCGUGCUAAAAAAGAUCGAAAACAACAGCGCGCUUCGUUUAGAGAUGUUUUACGGUAUAUUGAGAAUCGGACUGUACCUGAUGUUCAAAUUAAAUUUGGUCAAGAAUGCUUAGUAUUAGACACGUGGGCGCGUAGGAAACACUAUGAUGCGCUUUGUAAUGUUUUGGGAUCCGGGUUUAACUUGCAUUUAGCGAAAAAUGAAUUGUUGAGGGACAUUUUUCAACUUGGACAGAAAAUAUUGAUUAGUGACAUAUCGAUUAAUCGGCAAUCAAAGUUGGAAAGGCACUUGGUGAAUGCAGCAGCUUUCAAAGCCCGAACGAUAUCUAGGGGUAAAAAUAGGGAUAAACGGUCAGACUUUUAGGAAAUAUUUCUUUUUUUUUAAACCAUGCAAUACUAUUUCGAUUUUUUUGUAAUGCAUUAAUAUAUACUAUUUUUA
This is a messenger RNA of Onthophagus taurus, 1644 nucleotides long. RefSeq names its product Interferon-related developmental regulator 1 (gene Ifrd1). The record is from RefSeq and is a predicted model, not a curated record. Lineage: Eukaryota; Metazoa; Arthropoda; Insecta; Coleoptera; Scarabaeidae.